This is a messenger RNA of Sarcophilus harrisii (Tasmanian devil), 2655 nucleotides long. RefSeq names its product pleckstrin homology and RhoGEF domain containing G5 (gene PLEKHG5). Gene Ontology annotation, molecular function: guanyl-nucleotide exchange factor activity. The transcript is spliced from 18 exons. NCBI's taxonomy places the organism in Eukaryota, Metazoa, Chordata, Mammalia, Dasyuromorphia, Dasyuridae. Gene Ontology annotation, cellular component: plasma membrane; endocytic vesicle; axon. The record is from RefSeq and is a predicted model, not a curated record. Gene Ontology annotation, biological process: endothelial cell migration; Rho protein signal transduction. Bases 16 to 2655 code for a protein of 879 amino acids.
GAGGGGGGGCAGCAAAUGGGAGAGGUUACCAGAGGGGAAAGGGGAGCAUGGAACUCACCUUUUCCUAGUUCUCCUUUCUUUAUUUCCUCAGGCUCGGUCCUGGCCCGCAACGUCUCCACGAGGUCAUGUCCGCCCCGAACCAGUCCCGCCUCGGACCUGGAAGAGGACGAUGAAGGGUUAAUGGACAGCAAAGGGGAGAGGAAGGGUUCAGGUCUGAAGCUGGCAAAGAAGAAAGCUCGGCGGAGACACACCGACGACCCCAGCAAGGAGUGCUUCACCCUGAAAUUCGACCUGAAUGUGAACAUUGAGACCGAGAUCGUCCCUGCCAUGAAGAAGAAGUCAUUAGGGGAAGUGUUGCUGCCCGUGUUUGAGAGAAAGGGCAUCGAGCUCGGCAAAGUCGAUAUCUACCUAGACCAGUCCAACACGCCCCUCUCCCUCCAUUUUGAGGCCUACAGGUUUGGGGGUCACUACCUGAGGGUCAAAGCCAAACCUGGAGAUGAGGUGAAGGUAGAGCUGGCGGUGAAGGAUUUCAAAUCCCUGAGCUUGCCCAUUCCCGGGCUUCCUGCCUCAGACCGCAGCGACCAGCAGGCUCGGCGGGAGAGUCUGGACAUCCUGGCCCCUGGCCGAAGGCGUAAGAACAUGACAGAGUUCCUGGGAGAUGCCAGCAUCCCCGGCCUGGAGCCCUCUGUGCCAUCCAGCAGCUCCCUGCCCAGCAACGGCAUCGACACCUGGAAGAACCGGGCAGCCAGUCGCUUCAGUGGUCUUUUCAGCUCUGGACCUAGCGGGAGCUCCUUUGUCAGGGAAGUCGACAAGAUGGAGCAAUUGGAGAGCAAACUUCACUCCUAUAGCCUCUUUGGCCUGCCCAGAUUGCCCCAGCAGCUACGCUUUGACCAUGACUCCUGGGAAGAGGAGGAGGAAGAGGAGGAUACUGACCUGGUCCUGGAAGACAGCUGGCAGGAGCUCAUAGAUGGGGCAGAGAAGUUGACCAGGCGGCAGUGUCACCAGCAGGAGGCGGUGUGGGAGCUGUUACAGACCGAGGCUUCCUAUAUCAAGAAACUUCGAGUUAUCACUGAUCUCUUCAUGUGCUGCCUUUUGAACCUGCAAGAGUCAGGUCUACUGUGUGAGGUGGAUGUUGAGCGCUUAUUCAGCAAUACCCAGGAGAUCAUUCAGCUGCACCGAGGACUGUGGAGUGGCGUGAUGGCCCCCAUGCUUGACAAAGCUCGGCGGACCCGGACCCUACUGCAGCCUGCAGACUUCCUCAAAGGCUUUCGAAUGUUCGGAUCCCUGUUCAAGCCUUACAUCCGUUACUGCAUGGAGGAGGAGGGCUGCAUGGAGUACAUGAGGAGCCUGCUGAGAGACAAUGACCUCUUCAGAAUCUAUGUGACGUGGGCAGAAAAGCACCAGCAGUGCCAGAGGCUGAAACUGAGUGACAUGCUGGUGAAACCUCAUCAGAGGCUCACGAAAUAUCCCCUGCUGCUGAAAUCCGUGCUGAAGAAGACUGAUGACCCCUCAACGAAGGAGGCCAUUGUCACCAUGAUUAGCUCAGUGGAGCGGUUCAUCAAUCACGUCAACUCCCGAAUGAGGCAGCGGCAGGAGCAGCAACGGCUGGCCGCCAUCAUCAGCCGCAUCGACUCCUACGAGGUGGUGGAGAGCAGCACCGACGAGGUGGAUAAGCUUUUGAAGGAAUUUCUGCGCUUCGAUUUGACGGCUCCUAUCCCUGGGACAUCCCCAGAUGACACUCGGCAGCUCCUUUUGGAGGGAAGCUUAAAGAUGAAGGAGGGAAAAGACAGCAAGAUGGAUGUCUAUUGCUUCCUCUUCACUGACCUGUUGUUGGUGACCAAACCCGUGAAGAAAGCAGAGAGGACCAAAGUCAUUCGCCAGCCCCUGAUGGUAGACAAGAUUGUGUGUCGGGAACUCCGAGACCCAGGCUCCUUCCUCCUCAUCUAUCUGAAUGAGUUCCGAAGCGCUGUGGGUGCCUUCACCUUCCAGGCCAGCGGUCAGGCUCUGUGCCGAGGCUGGGUAGAAGCCAUUUAUAAUGCUCAGAACCUGCUGCAGAAGAUGAGGCUACAAGAGCACCAAAGCAGCCAGCAGCAGCAUCUGCAGAGCUUGGAGGAGGAAGAGGAUGAGGAAGAGGAGGAGGAAGGAGAGAGCAGCACCUCAGGAGCCAGCUCCCCCACCAUCCUUCGCAAAAGCAGCAACAGCUUGGAUUCCCAAUGCUGCCCCUCUGAUGGCUCCACAGAGACUCUCUCAGUUGUGGUGGUGGAGCCGGGGGAAACGCCGUCAUCGUCCGACUUUGAGGGAGGCCCCUUCAGCUCGAGGUCCGACGAGACCUCCAUCGGCACAACGGCUUCCCCCACGACCCCGACCAGUGAGCUGCUGGGCCCCGAGCCCGACGGACUGCUUCCCUCGGCGGCGGCCGAGUGCCGUUCCUGCUCCAUCGAUUCCGCCCCACCCCUCUCCCCUCCCCGGGACCCGGGUGGCCCCGCUCCCCCCCAGGCCUCCCCCCGACCCCCCGCCUCCCGCCCAGGGGCCCCCCCCCAGAUCCCCGCCAUGCGCCUCCGCGAUUAUCAAACCGCGGAGGCCGCUUGCAGUGGGGGGCUUCUGGCUGGGAGCCCCUCCCAGCCCCUAGCCGGAGCCUGUCUGAGCUUUGCUUAA